AUGGUCAAGCUCACAACCUUGCACGCAGCAGCAGCGCUGGCCUUGGCCGGCUCGGCCGUCGCUCGCCACUCUUCACCCAGACUGCACAACCGUCAGAGUUCCGGAUCGAUCAUGGAGUCUGACUACUCGAACGGAGCCACCCCUCCUGGAGCACGACCCGGCGACGCUGCUGGUCAGACGGUCGUCAUCGACAACGACGGCGGCCACGACGACAACUCGCAGCGCAAUGGCUGCCCCACCAUCUUCAUCGGCUCUGCUGCUGUCGGCGGCUCUUUCUCCACCGGCUGGACCGACAUGCCUCAAGUGCUUGGCUUCGACACCAUGCGUGACUUGACCGUUGGCAACAACGUCGUGCAGCCCUACAUCAUCGAGACGGGCAAGGACGCUUCUAAGAUCAAGCGCGUUGUCAUCACCCAGCCCGGUCUGCCCCGUGACUACUGGAAGUACGCCAACCUGGUGCGCAACUCGCUGCUUUGUGCCUCGGUCAACUCGACCAUGGGCGUCAACACGGACGAGAUCCUCAUCGCCGCUCCGACCUGGUUCAGCACCAACGACGCUUCGGCGGGCUCGGCUCAGUCGAACGAUCUCGUUUUCAACGGCGGCAACUGGGCCACGGGUGUCAACUCGGCCGGCCCCAACGGCGAGGCCAUCUCCUCCUUCGAGGCGCUGGACGACCUCGUCAACAAGUUCUUUGACAAGUCCACCUACCCCAACGUGCAGCAGGUCGUCAUCGCCGGUCACUCGCUCGGUGGAUCCUUCACCCAGCACUACGCCAUGCUUCGCAAGGCCAACUCAGCGCAGGACGGUAUGAUGAGCUACUUCAUCGGCAACCCUGGCGCGUACGUUUGGCCCACCUCGGAUCGACCCAUCCCGAACCCUGGAGGCAAUUGCGCCAGCACUGCCGACGAGUGGGGCUACGGCCUGCAGGACCUGCCUCCCUACGGCAACGGCCAGGGCAGCGCCAGCAGCAUCGCAUCGCGCUACUACGGUAGGAACAUCAUGUACGCCCUUGGUCUCAGCGACAACGAGGCCGGUGACAGCCAUUGCGAGGCCCAGUACCAAGGCACCUCGCAUCUCACCCGUGGUCAGAACUUCCAGAAAGAGCUGCAGUCGGCCAACAACGGAAACGUGCCAUCGAGCCAGCAGUUCAACUACGUGCCCAAUGUGGCGCACGAGGACUACCUCAUCUUUAGCGAUCCCAACAGCCAGCAUUUCCUGUUUGCGCAGGGCUCUUCUUCCGGGUCGUCUUCGUCGUCGUCGUCCGCCGCCCCUUCAUCGACCGGAAGGGGAAGGACAUCCACCUCGUCGUCGGGAGCGCAGCAAACCGGCUCGACCUCGCAGUCGGGCUCGUCGUCUUCUCCGUCGUCCGGUAGCAGCAGCGGUGCUUUGAGUCUGAUCUCGCCCACUUCGGCCGUCUCGGCAGUGCUUGCUUCGUCCGCAGCUCUCCUUGCCCUCGUGCUCUAG
This is a messenger RNA of Kalmanozyma brasiliensis GHG001, 1464 nucleotides long. RefSeq lists its product as uncharacterized. Bases 1 to 1464 code for a protein of 487 amino acids. NCBI's taxonomy places the organism in Eukaryota, Fungi, Basidiomycota, Ustilaginomycetes, Ustilaginales. The transcript has a single exon. The record is from RefSeq and is a predicted model, not a curated record.